UGUCGUCCUACAAGAGGGCCACGCUGGACGAGGAGGAGCUGGUGGACUCCAUCGGUGAGGGCGAGGUCUACCCCAACGGGGUGCAGGUCAACCUGCGAGGGACCCGCAACAGGACCAGCUGCUGGACGCAAAGGACACAUGUGGAGAAGAGGCUUCUGGUCCUGGUCGCCAUCCUGUGCAUCGGGCUUCCUGGUGUGUCUGCUGUCUCUGGCUCUGCAGUAUAGAAGCAAAAACCGCAUCUGCCUGUCAGAAUCUUGCAUCUCGGUCACCAGCUCCAUCCUGCGCUCUCUGGAUCCCACCGUUGAUCCCUGUCAGGACUUCUACAGCUAUGCCUGUGGUGGGUGGAUCAAAGCCAACCCCGUCCCUGAUGGCCAUUCCCGCUGGGGGACCUUCAAUGAGCUCUGGGAGCACAACCAAGCCGUCAUGAAGCAUCUGCUGGAAAACAAAACUACGAAUUUCAGCAGUGCUGCCGAGCACAAAGCUCAGAGAUACUACCAGGCCUGUAUGAAUGAGUCCAAAAUCGUGGAGCUCGGCGCCAAACCGCUGCAAGACCUCUUAGAGAAGCUUGGUGGGUGGAAUAUCACUGGUCCAUGGGAUAAGGACAACUUCCAGGAGACCCUUCAAACCAUCACUGCCUACUACAGAGUCUCGCCCUUCUUCUCGGUGUUUGUUAGCGCAGACUCCAAGAACUCCAACAGCAACAUCAUCCAGAUAGACCAAUCUGGAUUGGGUUUACCGUCUCGAGAAUAUUACCUGAACAAAACGGCUAAUGAGAAGGUUCUUACUGGAUACCUCAACUUCAUGGUGCAGCUGGGAGUCCUCCUAGGUGGGGAGGAGAACAAUACACGCCAGCAGAUGCAGGAGAUCCUGGACUUUGAGACAGCCCUGGCCAAUAUCACCAUUCCGCAGGAGAAGAGACGAGAUGAGGAACUUAUCUACCACAAGAUCACCGCGGGAGAGCUGAAGGAUUUGAUGCCCAUCGUGGAUUGGAUACCCUUCCUCCGAACGGUCUUUCGCCCCAUAGACAUCAAUGAGACUGAGCCCGUGGUGGUCUAUGCUAAGGAAUACUUGUCUGAGGUGUCCAGUCUCAUCAAUAACACAGACAAGAGGAUCCUGAAUAACUACAUGAUGUGGAAUCUGGUGCGGAAGACCAGCGCCCUGUUGGAUCAGAGGUUCCAGGACGUUGAAGAGAAGUUCCUGGAAGUCAUGUAUGGAACCAAGAAGACUUGCACCCCGCGCUGGAAGUUCUGCAUUGGUGACACGGAUAUCAAUCUGGGCUUCGCUUUGGGCGCCAUGUUUGUCAAGAGUAUGUUUGCCGAAACAGGCAAACCACGGGCUGUGCAGAUGAUUAAAGGUAUAAAGAAGGCUUUUGAAGAGAGUCUGCAGACGCUGAGCUGGAUGGAUGAAGAUACGAGGAAAGCUGCCAGAGAAAAGGCUGAAGCAAUCUACGAUAUGAUUGGCUAUCCAAAUUUCAUCAUGGACCCCAAGGAGCUGGAUAAAGUGUUCAAUGAUUAUGAAGUGACUCCAGAUCUCUACUUCCAGAACGUCAUGCUGUUCUAUAACUUCUCGGCCAGAGUGACCUCCGAUCAGCUGCGCAAACCGCCAAACAAGGACCAGUGGAGUAUGACACCACCAACUGUCAACGCCUACUACUCCCCCACCAAGAAUGAGAUUGUGUUCCCAGCCGGGAUCCUGCAGGCUCCAUUCUACACCAGCUCAUCUCCAACGGCCCUGAAUUUCGGCGGGAUUGGAGUGGUGAUGGGACACGAACUGACUCAUGCGUUUGAUGACCAAGGCAGAGAGUAUGACAAGGAUGGGAACCUCCGUCCCUGGUGGAAGAACUCCUCGGUGGAGGCCUUCAAGAAGCAGACGGAGUGCAUUACCGAGCAAUACAGCAGCUACAAGGUGAAUGGAGAGGCCAUCAAUGGGAAGCACACGUUGGGCGAGAACAUUGCGGAUAAUGGCGGACUCAAAGCUGCUUAUCGGGCAUACCAGAACUGGGUGAAGGAGAAUGGAGAGGAGAAGGAGCUGCCGUCACUGGGGCUCUCCAACAAUCAGCUCUUCUUUGUGGGGUUCGCCCAGGUGUGGUGCUCAGUGCGCACUCCAGAGAGCUCACACGAAGGUAUCAUCACUGACCCCCACAGCCCUUCCCGCUAUCGUGUCAUCGGCUCCGUUUCCAACUCCCGAGAAUUCGCCAGGCAUUUCCAGUGUCCGGGGGGCUCUCAGAUGAACCCGGUGAAGAAAUGUGAAGUCUGGUGA
This is a messenger RNA of Staurois parvus, 2259 nucleotides long. The record is from the annotation of a GenBank genome assembly. NCBI's taxonomy places the organism in Eukaryota, Metazoa, Chordata, Amphibia, Anura, Ranidae.